UGAAAAAUAUUCGGAUUGACUGAAAUAGUUUUUUAAAAUUUUAAUAAAUUAAGAGAAAAUUGAUAAUACAAUUGAUAAAAAGAUAAUAAAUAUAAAAUCGAAUUGAUAAAAUGACACAAGUUUGAUUCGUCUAUUUAGUUCUGAAAAUACCAAGAACGUGGUUGUACUUCAUAUACUCAAGUUUAAAAACAAACAUAUCCACUUCUGUAAAAGAAGUGGAUGAUAGACACGAAAAACAAAAACCAUAGAAGAUAAUAUGGAUUUCACAGAUUCAUCAAAUUAUUUGAAUAUAGAAAAAAAUAAAAUGAAAAUUAUUGUGAAAUAUGCAGAUCAAAUGAAAAAUGCUGUGAAAGCAACUGAAAAUUUAGUAGCUGAAAUUUUAAGUGACACAGAAAGUAUAAAUCCACCGUAUUCAAUGCGAGGAUCCAAAACAGGUGUAGCACUUGUAAUUAAUAACAUAAAAUUUGAAAAUAAAAAUGUUAAUGUAAAACUUGAUGAACGCACUGGUGCUGAUGUUGACACAGAAAACUUAAAAGAAUUGUUUACUCAAAUGGGAUACGAAUGGGUUUAUUGGGAAAAUCAGACUUGGGAAGAUCUUAAAGUUAAUUUAAAAAAAUUUACGGAUAAUUCUAAUGAAUUAUUAAAAGAAGUUAAUUCAUGUUUUGUAAUAGUAAUGUCUCAUGGAGGUCAGGGUGAUGUUCCAGAAGACACACAUAUUUAUACCUCUGAUAAUAAAAAAAUUAAAGCAAGUGAUAUAAUUGGAAGAUUUAAUAGUUCGUGUUGUAAUCUUUUACAAGAUAAACCGAAGUUUAUAAUUUUUCAAGCUUGUCGCGGUGAUCUGCAAGAUUUAGCCCUUAAUAAACCACCUGAAAUUAUUAAAAACUAUCAACCGACUGCAAUGACUGAAACUAGUACUCCCCAAGAUCAUAUUAAAGAUAUUACAAUCGGCAAAACACCUGAAAAUAAUAAUAAAACAGUGGAAUCAGAUAAUACGGGAACAAUAAGCUCAAUAAUUGAAACAAAUAUAACAAUCCCUAGCAUGUCAGAUGUUUUUAUUUAUUAUACGACAAGCCCAGGCUUCUUAAGUUAUCGUGAUCCAUCAAAAGGUACAUGGUUUGUACAAUAUUUUUGCGAAGUGUUUAUGAAUCAUGUGUACAAUACAGAUGUUCGCGAUCUUUUUGGUAUGAUCACCAAGAAAGUAAUGGACCUACGAACAACAAACCAUGCUUUACAAGUUCCUCAUUCCGCUAUUCGUGGUAAAUUUCAACCGUGUUUUUUAUAUCCUGCAUUAAAAACUAUAGACGUUAAUCAAGAAACAAAUGAAGUAGAUGAAAGGUUACUGAACCUCGCAAAAGAAAUAGAACAAAAUACUGAAAUUACUAAAAUAGAAGAUGAACUAAAAAAAUUUAUUUAAGGUUGUAUGUAGCAGUAUCGGAAGGUUACAGUUAGCAACUUUUAAAUUUUGAUUAAAAAUUUAAUCAAAAGGCCAUCUCUGUCCAAUGUCGGAAAUGGAUGGUUUGUAAAUAAAUUGGUAGAGUUGAUCUAAAACAAAAAACUUUUCAAUAGACACAAUUAUGUUUGUAAUUAAAUUUAUCUCGAGUUAGAGACGGUCAAUCGACUUCAAAUUUUGAAGGAAUUUUAUUAUAAUAUCCUUUAAAAAAUUUAGAAUUUUCUGACACUAAGCCCAUAGCAAGGCAUAAUACUAUCUUCAGUUAUAAGAACCGCAUUAUUAUUACUCAAAAAGAAAGACUUAAUUUAAGAAUGUGAUUGGAUAAUUAUUUUAUCUUUAUUCAAAUUUUAUA
Chrysoperla carnea is the source of this 1802-nucleotide messenger RNA. RefSeq names its product caspase-2-like. Gene Ontology annotation, biological process: proteolysis. The record is from RefSeq and is a predicted model, not a curated record. The transcript has a single exon. NCBI's taxonomy places the organism in Eukaryota, Metazoa, Arthropoda, Insecta, Neuroptera, Chrysopidae. Gene Ontology annotation, molecular function: cysteine-type endopeptidase activity. The coding region runs from base 257 to 1414 and encodes 385 amino acids.